UGCUUCAGAAGAGGCCUGUUUUUCCUGGAUUUCAGAAAGUUUACCCAAAAUCACUUUCUGCGUAUCAAGAAGUUCCUUGAUCAUUUCAGUGUUAGUAGGCCCAGGAUUUUUUUCUACAUCCCCUGAUAACGACAACAACAUCCCUGCCAAAAAGAAACAUUCGCCGAUACAACUCGCAAUAGUAUGUGGACACGGCAGCACGACCAAACAAAGGUAAUCGCUACGAAAUACAUAUUUCUUAUCACUAACCUGCAUGUACAAAGGUACGUGAGCCAACAUUGUCACGGCCGUGCCGCCGAGUCCACUGAAGGCCGUCACUGCUGCAGCUUCUUUUAUACCCAAGAAUCCGUCAUGCCGAUGUCUUCUUAGUGACGUCAGGGUGCUCCAGGUGGGUGCGCGGUAGACAGUGUCCACGUGUAGAUGGAACGAUGGCUUGCCAAAAACGGCACUUGCAUUGCGGAGACAGCCUUGAUCGACGAUACACGUAGGCGAGAUCAGCGGUGCUUUCGCAGAAAGAUGCGCUCCAUCCGCCCGUCCCACGAAUCCGCCACCGAUGAAGCAGCUCUCGAAGACAAUCUGCAUGUACAAAGGUACGUGAGCCAACAUUGUCACGGCCGUGCCGCCGAGUCCACUGAAGGCCGUCACUGCUGCAGCUUCUUUUAUACCCAAGAAUCCGUCAUGCCGAUGUCUUCUUAGUGACGUCAGGGUGCUCCAGGUGGGUGCGCGGUAGACAGUGUCCACGUGUAGAUGGAACGAUGGCUUGCCAAAAACGGCACUUGCAUUGCGGAGACAGCCUUGAUCGACGAUACACGUAGGCGAGAUCAGCGGUGCUUUCGCAGAAAGAUGCGCUCCAUCCGCCCGUCCCACGAAUCCGCCACCGAUGAAGCAGCUCUCGAAGACAAUCUGCAUGUACAAAGGUGUUCGUGCGAUGGAAGCUGGGAACUUUCAAUGGGACAUCGUCAAUAAAGGACUCCACGAGAUUGGCCGGACUGCUGAUGAUACUGAUGAUAGGAGAUUGUGGCCUGGAGCAGUCGUACCGUACAUCAUCGAUUCUACGCUUGGUGGUCAAUUCGCUACCACAUUAAUCAAGGAGGCCAUGAACCAUAUCGCGCAAUUGUCGUGCAUACGCUUUGUUGAACGGACCAACGAGAACGGCUAUGUCCGCAUUGCAGAAAAAGAAGGGUGCUACUCGCUGAUUGGCCGCAAUGGCGGUGAGCAGCCGUUGUCCUUGGGCCGCGGCUGCCUCUAUCGCGGCACAGUGAUCCACGAGCUGCUGCACGCACUGGGCUUCUACCACGAGCAAAACCGCCCCGACAGGGACGAGUUCAUCAACAUCUUUCCAAAAAAUGUUAAAAUCGGGUUCCUGCAACAGUUUCAGAAGCUGAGGGGUGAUUACAUCCGCCGACUCACACGAUUCAGCUACGACUCGAUUAUGCUGUAUGGAUCGAGUACAUUUUCCCGGGGUCCCAAUCUGCCCACCAUGCUGAAAAAGGAUGGCGGAUGGCUCACGGAAGUCUACGACAAAAGCGAGCUAGACUGGUUGGAUAGUGUUCGCAUUAACAGGCUGUACGCAUGUAAGUCGAGAUAGCCAAAGCUCGUGUGCCUGAUGUCAUUUAACAAAUAGCACAUUUGAUCAAAGGAGCCAAGAAUUGAUACGAACAUGCCUUUAAAAAGAUGGAACACGGAGUAAAAGACGGGAAUAUUUAUAGACAAGGAAUGGGCAAUGGGUAGAAAAAAAAAAACUCGCGUACUUGGGGGCCUCAAUCGACACCUGAACAAAUAGAGGCACUACCCAACAAUACGAAUACAGUGUGAUUCAGUAUUUCACUAGGCUACGAACAUGCCUUCAAAGAAUAAAUGUUCUUGA
Messenger RNA from Dermacentor albipictus, 1867 nucleotides. NCBI's taxonomy places the organism in Eukaryota, Metazoa, Arthropoda, Arachnida, Ixodida, Ixodidae. The record is from RefSeq and is a predicted model, not a curated record.